GAGUCAUUGCGCGCGCCAGAGGCCACUCGCUCUAUUUAUCCAACAAGUGCCCGUCCGUUUCUCUCGUUCUCUCUCUCUCUCUCUUUCUGGGACCGUUCAACGAUUUGUCUUUGCCUUUGAAAUGUCAAUUACGCAUGCUAGUUACUACAUUAAAACGACAGCGAAGCGGAGGAACGUGUAGACAUAAUCCUUCAAUGUUUAGUGACCAGACGCGACAACUUUUAGGGAAUAAUUGAAAAUGGCAAUGUGCUUGCUAAAACGUUUGCGGCGUCCUGGUCGUUAGUGUCAGCAGUUGUCUUUUUUCCCCUCUGUUUUUAAUUUAAUUUUUAUUUUUUAGUUGAAUUUUAGUUCAAUUGCUUUAGUUUACAUACAACCACUAAUCACAACUAAGAGAUUCGGUAAGGAGGUGUUGGCGAAGAGAGUUUUGACAGGAAAGUAAUGGAAGAUGAUGAGCCCGCAUCGCCGGACCCGAACCACGACACCACUCAGAGUAAAAGAGGAAAUCCAGUGCAUAAGAAAUCCCAUCUAAAGAAAGACAGCAGUUCACACAUGCUGUGAAGAUGAUGCGAGCUCAGAUUGAGGUGAUCCCAUGCAAGAUCUGUGGAGAUAAGUCAUCAGGGGUUCAUUAUGGAGUCAUCACUUGUGAGGGCUGCAAGGGCUUCUUCCGCAGAAGUCAGUCCUCCAGUGUGCAGUACUCGUGCUCCAGACAGAGCAACUGCCCCAUUGAUCGCGCCAGCCGCAACCGCUGCCAGAGCUGCCGCCUCAAAAAAUGUGUCGCUCAAGGAAUGAGCCGCGACGCGGUGAAGUUUGGUCGUAUGUCAAAGCGCCAGAGAGACUCUCUGUUUGCAGAAGUCGAGAGACAUCGGCAGCAGCAGCGUCUUCAGGCCAACUCAGUCCAAGAGCCCCAGCCUCUCCCAGCCUACCGAUCCAGCAAAGAGCCCAGAGAACAGUCACCACAUCUCAUCCCACCUCUACCUCCAGCUUACCCUUACUCUGUAGAGCCUGACCUGCAAGGCUGCCCCCCAGAGGUGCAUCCAUACCUGGAGUGUCGCAUAGGCGAGGCCCAGGCUCAGAGUCUGGCCUACAGGAGCUCCCACAGAAGAGGGGACAGCAACAGCUUGCCAGCUGGGAGAGGAUUUGACUCCACUGGGUCUACACCAGAGGCUAUUCUGAACAUGAGCGGCAGUGAAAUGGGCUUUCGUCCUUUUGACCCCGAGAGCUUGUUCUUUUCUUACCAGACGUCUCUCCACAUAGAGGAGCUCUCUGCAAGUAUCGUACGUUCGCACAGAGAGACAACUCAGUAUCGGCCGGAAGAGCUCCAGGCUCUCAGAUGGAAGGUUUUUAGCAGAGAGGAGAUCCACGCUUACCAGAGCAAAUCGGUGGAUGAGAUGUGGCAGCACUGUGCGGUGCGGCUGACCGAUGCUGUUCAGUACGUGGUGGAGUUUGCUAAACGCAUCCCAGGAUUCCGUCAGCUUGGUCAGAACGAUCAGAUUGCUCUCCUCAAGAGUGGGUCCAUGGAAGUGGUCCUGGUUCGGAUGAGUCGGAUGUUUAACACAGAAAACAACACAGUAUUCUUUGACGGCAAAUUUGCAGGAACAGAACUUUUCAAAUCCCUCGCAUGCGGUGAUCUAAUAGCGGCUCUAUUUGAGUUUGCUCACAAUCUGUGUGCGCUGAGACUGACUGAACAGCAGAUGGCCGUGUUCACGGCGCUGGUCCUCCUCAAUGCAGAUCGACCGUGUCUGGAAGACAGAGAACGAGUGCAGAGAGUCAGAAGAGAUGUGGAGCUUGCCCUUAGUCACAUUCUGCACAGAGACAAUCAAGAGAGUCUACUGCAUAAGCUGUAUCAAAGAGUCCCAGUGCUGAAGUCUCUGUGUGCGCUGCAUAUUGAGAAACUGCGAUGGUUCCGGCAGCUUUACCCUCUCACAGUGCAUUCCCACUUCCCUCCGCUAUACAAAGAGCUGUUUGGCUCUGACUCAGAUAUACUGACACUGACUACUCACUGAACACACACACACAUUUCAUUUGCAGAUGCAGAAAUGAAAUGACAUCGCACACAUCGCACCCGCAGUUACAUAUAGUGUAAGCAGUCUAAAUCUAAAUAAGAAGUUAAAUAUAUUUUUGUAAAUCUCAGAAGAUCAGAAAAUAAUAUUAACAGAAGUAUGCAGUAUUUUGUGCAAAUUCUAUUCUGUAGGCAAAAAAGCUAAAUAUUACUACAAAUGCUAUUCAGUAUUCCUAAACUUGGUUUUGUCCGAGGAUGUGUUUUAAUGUUUUUGAAGUUUUCCGUGAUCUUAGCUGGUAUCAUCAUCAUCUAGUGAUUUAUAGAGCCGGAUCGGUUUUGAUACAAAUAAUGGUAUUUGCAGAUCUCAAAGCAUCUUUGAAAAAGGAACUGGUAUUUUAAAACCAGCAUCAUCAGUUAGCAACUGUGGAUUUUCAAGCUUUAUUUACAACAUUAGAGUCCCCUUCUGUCCUCCCUCUUGACUUCUCAGGCGGUACAGAGACGUGACUGCUUAAUAAAUCUUGCUACUUAUAGCCAGUUACAUUAUUGCAUUAAUUUAAGUUUGAUUAUCUAUUUUGUGUCAGCGUUUAUUUUUGUUCUCCCCUCCCGUUAAAGCUUGUCUUGGCACUUAUAAUGCUUUUCUUUCACACGGAUUUGAAAAGAACCUGUUGCUUCAUGACGGAUUGUGUUCUUGAAAUCACCAUUCCCUUCAAACAGACCAUCUUAAGAUGUGUUUUUGGAUUUUCUCUGUUUAUUCAAAUAAUUACCAAACUUUCUCAAGGUUCUAAAAUAUUAUACAAUACUUCUAUAAAAUAAAAAUAAAAUGCUCUUAUUCAAUAUGCUUGUGUAGACCCUUAGAUUGACAACAAUUCUAUUUUGUCUUAAUUGCACAGCUGAAUUUGUGGAAAGCUAUAAAGAGAUGUCCGUAUGUUUAUUUGAAGGAGGAUGUGUGCUUUAUAAAUCCAUGUUUAACAAAAGUCUCUGUGCAUUUUCCGUAAAAGUGCUAGUUUUUAUUUUUUUUUAAUUUUUGGCACAGUUUCUGUUCCAUGUUGUAUUUUGUGUCAGCUUUAACUUAUAACUCACACAGUUCAUGAAACCCUGUUAUUGUUUCAGUUUUGGAGCAUAAACACUUGUUUGCUAUCUGUUGUGUUGCUUUGCAGAAAAGGCCUCAAAUAAACUUCUGAAAAGUCUAAA
This is a messenger RNA of Carassius gibelio (silver crucian carp), 3190 nucleotides long. Its product is annotated as nuclear receptor ROR-alpha A. The coding region runs from base 561 to 2003 and encodes 480 amino acids. The record is from RefSeq and is a predicted model, not a curated record. The transcript is spliced from 13 exons. Gene Ontology annotation, biological process: regulation of transcription by RNA polymerase II. Lineage: Eukaryota; Metazoa; Chordata; Actinopteri; Cypriniformes; Cyprinidae. Gene Ontology annotation, molecular function: zinc ion binding; nuclear receptor activity; RNA polymerase II cis-regulatory region sequence-specific DNA binding. Gene Ontology annotation, cellular component: nucleus.